AUGGCACAGGCCAUCAUGGUGCAGGCCCAGGCUAUGACUGCCCAAGUCAACCGGCAUGAUGUUCAGAGGGAUAACCCACUGGUUCGCAGCAUGGCUGACAGACUGCGAGAUUUCACGAGGAUGAAUCCUCCUAUAUUCAUAGGGGCUAAGACUUCAGAGGAUCCUCAGGAGUUUAUAGACGAGGUGCAUAAGAUCCUGGUGGCCAUGGGGGCCACUGAUAUUGAGAAGGCUGAGCUGCUAUCAAGGGAUGAGAUGAGCAGAUUCCUCACAGGAAUAAAUGGAGACUUGGAGGAGGAGUGUCGGUCUGUGAUGCUCCAUGAUAAUAUUGACCUUUCUAGGUUAAUGGUGCAUGUCCAGAAGGUAGAGGACAGCCGCAAGAGGAAAGGUGUUCGUGAUAUUAGGCAACCUAGGCCUCAAGAUCAGAGUGGACACAUGGUCAGAGACUGUCCCCAGAACAGAGGUCAGGCUGGAGGUAAUGCUCAGCCUAGGCCUACCCCACAGAGUGCAGCAGCAGCCGAGCCUCCCAAGAGGAAUAGAUUCUAUGCCCUGAAAGGCAGGGAGGAGCACGAGAAGUCUGCUGAUGUGGUCACAGGGUCUGAGCUUUUCUUUGUGACUCCUCUGCUUGCCCUUACUUUUGAAAUACUACCUGAAGUUUGUGGAGGGCUUCUCUUCCAUUGUUGCCCCACUUACAGCCUUGACAAAGAAGAAAUCCAAGUUUUAAUGGACGGAGACUUGUGA
Molecule: messenger RNA, 738 nt
Organism: Solanum pennellii
Lineage: Eukaryota; Viridiplantae; Streptophyta; Magnoliopsida; Solanales; Solanaceae
Exons: 6
Coding region: 1-738 (245 amino acids)
Source: RefSeq, a predicted model, not a curated record